Molecule: messenger RNA, 291 nt
Organism: Perognathus longimembris pacificus (Pacific pocket mouse)
Lineage: Eukaryota; Metazoa; Chordata; Mammalia; Rodentia; Heteromyidae
Product: beta-defensin 128-like
Exons: 2
Coding region: 1-291 (96 amino acids)
Source: RefSeq, a predicted model, not a curated record
AUGAAGCUCUGUCUGGUGCUCAUUAUUUUGCUGUUUGUGAUACUCACAGAUGGGGCACAACCCCAAAAAUGCUUUGAUGGUAUCGAUGGCUACUGCAGGAAGCGCUGCAAACCAGGGGAAAUUUCUGAAGUGGAGUGUCCACAUGAGAAAAUGUGUUGCGUUAAUGAAGAGGAAAAGAAAACAUUGGGGGAACAUACUCCUCUAUUUAAACCACUUUUUCUAUCACUGGACCAAGACGAUGUUGCUGAAUCACAUAGUAACAAAUUUGCGCCAUAUGAAACAACAGACUAG